AGGGCGGGGACUAAGGGUCGAAACCAGAGCGAGAAUCCCAAAAAUGACAUCUCGAUUGCGGUGGAGCAGGGAGCGACCGGGACGCUGAGAGAAGAAAGAAAGAAGUCAAAGCUAGAGCGCAGAUAUCAGGAUCUAAACCCAAAGACGCAGCAGUAAGACGCAGACAAUUACGCACCGUCUCCAGUUUGGAUGCUUCUGCUUCUGCGCGGACUUUUCCUGCUUUUUGGAAAUGUAGUUGCAUUCUUGCGUAAAUCUGAAGAAGGCAUUUGUUUUUACUAGUUGAUGAAAGAAGUGAGAGGCGCUGAGGCUCCGUUUCCUGUUUGCCAGUGUUGUGCAGCUGGGCUGAAGAAGCCCCGCAGGGCUGCCUGAACACCGGACCUCCUUCUCCGUCUCAAACCGCUGCCAGUCCGCUGCCAAACUCGGCGAGGAAGAAAAGAAAUGUGUGACCUGCUGCCAGCCUCCCAGCCCGUGGAGAAAAUCGGCAAAAUGAAAAAGUUGAGGAGAACUUUGUCAGAGAGUUUCAGGAGCAUUGCUUUCAAGAAGGAGGACAGCGGCUUUGAUGAGAUAUGUGUCACAAAGAUGUCCACACGCAGCUGCCAGGGAACGGACUCGGUCAUCAAGCCCCUGGACACCAUCCCUGAGGACAAGAAGGUGAGAGUGCAGCGCACGCAGAGCGGCUUCGACCCGUUUGAAAAGCCUGCCAGCCAGGUGAAGAGGGUCCACUCCGAGAACAAUGCCUGCAUCAACGCCAAGAGCUCGUCCUCCGGCAAAGAAUCGCCUAAACUGCGCCGACACUCCAGCCCAAGUUCUCCCACAAGCCCCAAGUUUGGAAAAGCAGACUCUUAUGAAAAGCUGGAGAAGCUGGGAGAGGGUUCAUAUGCUACAGUGUACAAAGGAAAGAGCAAGGUGAAUGGGAAACUGGUGGCUCUGAAGGUGAUCCGUCUGCAGGAAGAGGAGGGAACACCUUUCACUGCAAUAAGAGAAGCAUCCCUUCUGAAAGGCCUGAAGCACGCCAACAUCGUGCUGCUCCAUGACAUCAUCCACACCAAGGAAACCCUGACUCUGGUCUUUGAAUAUGUGCACACAGACCUGUGUCAGUACAUGGACAAACAUCCCGGGGGUCUCCAUCCAGACAAUGUGAAGCUGUUCCUGUACCAGUUACUGAGAGGUCUGUCCUACAUCCACCAGAGGUACAUCCUUCACCGUGACCUGAAACCCCAAAACCUGCUCAUCAGCGACACUGGAGAGCUCAAACUUGCUGACUUUGGCCUGGCCAGGGCCAAGUCAGUCCCCAGCCAUACUUAUUCCAACGAGGUGGUGACCCUGUGGUACCGGCCUCCUGAUGUCCUGCUGGGAUCCACAGACUACUCCACCUGCCUGGACAUGUGGGGAGUGGGCUGCAUUUUCAUCGAGAUGAUCCAAGGAGUGGCUGCGUUCCCUGGGAUGAAGGACAUCCAGGAUCAGCUGGAGAGGAUAUUCCUGGUCCUCGGCACCCCAUCUGAGGACACCUGGCCUGGUGUUAACUCUCUGCCUCACUUCAAACAAGACCGCUUUACGGUGUACAGUGCUAAGAAGCUCCGACAAGCGUGGAAUAAGUUGGGCUACGUGGACCACGCUGAGGAGUUGGCCUCUAGGUUCCUCCAGUGCUUCCCAAAGAACCGGCUGUCAGCUCAGGCAGCGCUGAACCACGAAUACUUCAGCAACCUUCCUCCACGGCUCUGGGAGCUGCAGGACAUGUCUUCUAUCUUCACCGUACCAAAUGUCAAGCUGCAGACAGAGAGCGGGGACAGCAUACAGGUGUGUGCACGAAGGAACAGUCAUGGGAAGGCAUCCUCUGGCAGCAAACACUGACCUGAGGCAGCAUCCUGCACAUGAUUGCCUGACAGGUGGCUGUUGUUAAAAAAAAGAUGAAGAUAAAGAUGCUGAGAUGGAGGAUCCAGACGAAUGAAAGGGCCCCAGUUCUCUUUAUUUAUUACCUUCACAAUAGGUGUGAGUGUGGACAUAUGAGCGUACGUUUGUGUGUGUGUGUGUGUGUGUGUGGCGUGUGCAUGAGAAAGCGUGCGAGCAUUGAACAUAGACAUGAAUGCAUGUGUGCAUUAUGAACGGUACCUAAGAUUUCAGGCUAUCAUUUGCAAAUUUUGUUUACUUUUUAUAAGGUUCCAAUAACUCAUAUAUCAUCGUCACAGUAUAAACAGAGGACUUUACUAUUGGUACAUAUUGUGUUUUGUGUUUGUAACUAGCCUCCUAUUUAAGAAUGUAUAUUUGUAUGUAUGAUAUACUCAUCUAGAAACUAUAUAAUGGACACUUUUAAUAUUGCUUCAUCUUCUCACCACUAUACGCUCUCGCCAUAACACAUAACUAAUGGGACACAUACAGGAGACAUGCCUACCUACAAAAAAAAGAUGUAAUCACUUAUCAGACAAAAACAACACCUUUCCAGACUCCAAUUUGUGGAACCACAGACAACAGUAAUGAUAAAACCGGAGGGCUUUCAGGCAGUGUGACUCCUCCUCUGGUGGCCAUAUUGGAGGUCCUUGGUUCUCAUAGAUCAGCUGAUAUAAGUUGAUUUUGUGUCUACUUUAUGUUGGCUUGUUAGCUAUGUAACUGUGGUAUCAUCCUGAUUAUUCAACAUUUUAGUACCAACAUAUCUGAUUUAAUCACUCAAGUGCACGUCUAGUAAGUUGUAGUUAAUAGGGGUUGAUGUAAACAGAAGUAUUCCCGUUCAUCAGAUAAUUCUCUUCCCAUGUGUGCGGGUUAAAACUGCACAUUCAGACUUUAAACAAGUAUUUUUCAGGGUUUUGUUUUUGUAGUUUUGACCAUCAUUCCAAUCAAUUAUCAGAUUAUUUCACUUAAAAUAUCAUGAAGUUGAACAUCUGCGUCUAAAUGCAGGAAGCAGAUAGGUGAAGCCCAUGCGGGAGUGUUAAAAACUGCAGUUCAUCAGGCGUCCACUAGAGGCUGGCUGCAAAAUAACAUACCACAUACACACCCAUUCAAAGAAGACGAUCUGUACAGCAGAAAUAAACAUUACGUGUUUAUUUACAUGUUUAAACUUACAGGUUUUGCCCAAAUAAGGGCAUGGCUGACUUAAUUGACACGGCACCCUGUAGCUGUUAGCAAAAAGGCUAAAGGCCCGCCUCUUUACCUCACACUAGCUCAGACAAAGUUAGGUUGAGUUCAGCAUUUCCAAUAUGGCACCCGCCAACGAUUUGCUUCAAAACAGGGCUUCAGAAACAGAUGGUGACAUCACAGGUAGUACUUCUAUUUAUUAUACAGUCUUUUGUCAAAACACAGAUCUCAGUGUGUUUUGCCAGGCAGAGUCUGAAUCUGGGCAUAUACUGUGUGAUUUUAUAAAGGUUGUGGUUGAAUUUCAACUCAUUCUGUAUGAGUGAAUCGUCUGCAAUACAUAGGAGAUACCACACAGUUAGCAAGAUGGCAAGAUGCAUAGUGAGCAGGGCAACUGGCUUCGAGUAGAUACAGACUUACUCAUUUGAACGAAUGAUGGCCAAAACUGCAAAAUUAAGACUCUGGUUGCAAAAAACAUAAAAUGCAUGGUUAGUUUUGAGUUUUUACAAUGGACCUCCACGAUGGAACCAAACCUGCCGGAUACAAGAUCCAUGAUACAACUGUCCAAACCCUCUCUGGCAUGGAUGAUUGUGCUCAAGAUGUUGAUUGUGCACACAAAAGACAACAGGGACAGCACCAACCAGUGUGAAUUUAGAUGCAAUACUUCAGCUGUAAAUGAGUGUGUUUGUGUGUGUGUGUGUGUGUGUGUGUGUGUGUGUGUGUGUGUGUGUGUGUGUGUGUGUGUGUGUGUGUGUGUGUUAAAUAUUGGCAAUAGCUAAGCAUUGGUGCUUCCAUCCAUGCAUAUGAGCUAAUGUACAAAAUGUAAAACAGCAAGGCAAUAGGCCGUGGAGCCUGUUGCUGGAUCUGGCCCAUGACAAUCCUCCCUUUCACUUUAUCUUUAUAGAAUAUUUGCAAUAUUCUUUCAGAAGCAGAUGAUUUAUAUCAAUAAUAUGAGUCAAAUUUUAAGAUUGAUCUGGAGCUUUCCUCACCUGGCUGAUAAAGUUUCGGGAUGAGUGCAUUGCAGUGUGUGGUAGUGUGCAUGCAGUAUGUGUACUGUAGGUGGUCUUUAAGUGUGAGCAGUCCCUCCACCACCCACAUGUGUGCCCUUCAACAUCCUACAAGCUCUAAAUGUUUUGGAGCUUUUGGGACACGAUGAUAAAAAUCAGCUGUAUAACGUUGCAUCAUCUGCAAAGUUGUUUAUACAGUUUUUGGUCUUUCUUUUGGUGUUUUGUGUGAACAUAUUUGAGUAUUACAGAUUAGAAGUAUGGUGAUGAUUGUGAAGUACUAUCAAAUUUCUUCCUGUUUGAUCUCAGUCUGAAAUCGACUGAACGAUUAUAAUGGCCCUGUACUGUUGAUUAGCCGAAGAAAGAUGCCAUGUUCGAUUGGGAACAGCGGAUACUAAAACACACACUCACAAACACUCACACUCACACUCACAUUUAUAAUAUAGAUGUCUUGCCUGCUGGGAUAAAUGUCCCUCACCCCUACAAAUCCUGUCAGCUACAGUACAGUAUAACCCUGCAGCCCCUCCGUGCCCCCCACUGGCUGGUAAAUGCUUUAGUGUCACAUUCAAGGGUAGAUUUGGAUGUUUUCAUGACUAACUUAAUACAACUCUCACAUCAAAUAUAGCAAUACAGAGGUACAGAGUGACUACACUGUAAAGGUUUCUUUAAGCUGGAAUACUUCUGAGGGUCAACAGGAGUAAACAUCAGGGUACAUAGAGUUAUUCACUUAGUCUGGGCAGUCAUAGUAUACUGACAGAAAUGAUCCUGAAGAGAAAUACUGAGCCUGUUCUAAUUCCUGACAUAGUUAUGUUAUUUCUUUAAGUGUCAUGCAUAAAUCAUCUUAACAUUCGAUGUUGUUACCGAGGUACUGUAGGUUACUACUCAAGUUACCUUCCCUUAGAGCUCCUGUGAAGAAUUUCCAGGUUGUCUAGAUUUUGCGACCCCUGUGGACAAAAACGGCACCACUUAUCUCUUUGCUGAUCUUGUCCUGUACAUGUGUAAGUAGUGUUUUCUGACAAAUAUCUGAUCCUACUUUCUCUAACAGUUAAAUGUAAAUCAUGCUUAUGGUUUUGUUUACUUUAGUUUGACUUAAAAAGACAUUAAAUAAAAUUUCACUCUGUUUUAUGAGCAGUUAAAAACUCCACAGGAGCUUUAAGGGUAUAGGUCUUCAGCUAUGUCUGUAUUCAAGAUAUACUUGGUCAUUAUUUGGGAGAUUAUUCUAAUUUGACAGCUUUACUUUACAAAAUUAACAGUAAUUUGUAAUUUCUCAUUAAUUACUUGACCUGAAUGUGUGAAACUGACAACAGAGGAGUACAAGAUUGCAUAAUUUGAAACGUAGGACCCCUGACCAAGCUGUCUUCUUUUAUGAAAUUGCAGAAACAAAGACAAAAUGGACUUGUCAGGUAGUUGAGAUGUUGUUCCCACAUGGUUCUAUCGCUUGAGCAUGAGUUAGCCGUGCAAAAUGUAAGUAUCCCUUGAACAAUUGGUUCACAAAAUCUUGAGAACAGUGACAGGAUGUCUAACACGAAAGACUUUAACUUCUUCCAACUCUACCGUUAAUAACGCAGAGGUUGUAGGUUGCAUGCACAGAUCUUUGGGGCAAAGUUGACUUCUCUCAGAUCAACCAGUUUUUUCCAGUCCUUCCAAACAAACAUGGAAAUGUUUCAGCUUGAUGCCCUUUGUCACAGCAGUCCGGUCUGUAAUUUAGCAGGCAGCCAGGUCAUAGCGUUUGUUUGACGUGUGCAAAGACAGUGGAUUCUGUCCCUUAUCUUUUACAGUGUAGUCACUUUGAAUAACUGUGAGGAGAUAUGAUCAUCACAGCCAAUAACUCUCGAAAGUACACACGGGUUUGGCUUGAAAACAUCUAAACCUUUCCUUAAAGGGAGAAAGUCGUGAAGAGAAGGAGUCUUUUAGCACUUUGACAUUUCACCAUGACUGUGAGCCACUCCAGCUUCUCUAACCAAGGACAGUUGUGGCUCUGAGCCAAAAUAAAUAAUUAUAGGCUCGACUCUACCCUGUUUGAAAAGCACUUUAAAAGAAAAAUCUGUUUGCCCUACAUUCCAGCCUGUGUGGUCACUUUAUGCACUUGCUUUGCCCUUAAUGACAAAUUUAUAAGUAUUUAUAUAUAACCUUGCUUUGCCCAACAAACCAAAAAGCAAACCAGCCCUCCUAACAAAUGUAAAUAUCGUCCCUUAUUUUGAAUCGUCACCACAGAUUGAGGAGUGCUCGUAAAAAAAAAAAAAGAAGAAGAAGCUGUGCUUGAAGUUAUCUCGCGGCUUUUCAGUGUCAUCCCCGGGCUGUGAUUGUGCGGCAGAGAAAAGGGGAGGAGAGGGGGUGGGUAAUGCCAGUAAAGCGGCGUGACAGAAGAGGGUUAAUACCAUCGAGCUGUGCUAAGAUUGCCCAGCCUCAUGUGGCUUUAAAGGAUUGCAGGCAGUAUUAGCAGCUGAAUAAUUAUUUUUGGGAUGUUUCUUCUCAUGCACACUUCUGGUGUGCCACACAUCGCUUGGUUUCCCCCUCAACACUUUGACUUUUGUGGAGCUUUGGCAGCCCGCGGUCUUCUAUGUAACAUAUAUUUUUGAGUUCUGUGUGGGCAGAGCUCCUGAAGGCACUCUGUUCAAACUUGAAUGUUCUUCAUAUCUUUCAAAUAAAGUCCAGAGAAGGAAAGAUAGGUGGAAUUGCAUGUUUAGCACUGUGACAGGAAAAUCAAAACAAUAAGAAAGGAGGAGGUCAUGUGGUGACAAACCUCCUGAGAAGUGAAUGCUGAUGCUUCCACUAUGUUUGUAUACAGGGUUUCAAAUGUCCCCUUAACGCUAUCAAAGAGAGGUCAUAUAUGAAUAGACAUAUAUGAUGAUAUUAGAUAUAAGGCAUCUAUUUUUGUCAUUCUUUAUGAUGUGGUAUUAGUAGAAUGAACAUAUAGGUGGGAUCGCAGGUGCAUCCUCGCUGUGCUGAACAAUGACUGUGUUUUUUCAACAAAGCUUCUCUAGCGUUUUAUUUUUCUUUUUGUAUGCUGCACUGAAAAUAUGUCAUUUUCACAAGUGGUUUGGAAAACAGAAGUGUCGUCGGUCACUUCAUCAAGUGAAACAAUAUAGUAUACAGUAGAAUAGCAGUUGCAUUAUUUGUUACAACCUGUAUGUAAUGUUAUUAUGGAAGAUGUAAUGUCCUUCUGUAAAUGUUGUUUAAUGUUGUUUUACCUGAAAUAAAAUUUAUUAAUGCUUCAAA
Messenger RNA from Notolabrus celidotus (New Zealand spotty), 7286 nucleotides. It is a transcript of the gene cdk14, whose product is annotated as cyclin-dependent kinase 14. Gene Ontology annotation, molecular function: cyclin binding; ATP binding; cyclin-dependent protein serine/threonine kinase activity. Bases 439 to 1851 code for a protein of 470 amino acids. The record is from RefSeq and is a predicted model, not a curated record. Gene Ontology annotation, cellular component: nucleus; cytosol; cytoplasm. Gene Ontology annotation, biological process: protein phosphorylation. The transcript has 15 exons. Lineage: Eukaryota; Metazoa; Chordata; Actinopteri; Labriformes; Labridae.